UUUUUCAAAAAGCAGGCGGUAACAAAAAAUACUUUUUCCACAGCCGCGAUCUCUUCUGAGAAACUCCGCUACUGGUUGCGCCUGUCUUGAGUAGUUUUUGUUGUUGUGUUUCGUACUGUGCAGAUUUGCUUGAGGGUGCCCGGGAAUGAGUAGCAAGACAUAUUGGCUAGCAUCAACAAUCGCAUGUCUACCCCUAAAGGCUAGGACGCUACGAGCAGAGUUAUUUCGCUAUCAGAAGACUGCUGUACAUUAGAAUUUUCAUUCCUUGGCUUUUAGUAUUUGAACAUUAUAUCAUCCCACAAAGCCCCUACUACACGCAAGUAGAUAUUCCUGAAAUCUAAUAACAGAAGGAAUCUUAAGAGGACUUGUAGUCGGAGUGUUCUUAAAAGCAGCAACCCUAGGUGUUGUACAGAAAUAGAAUAGUGAAAGUGCAGCAUACUACUCACAUAUUACUAUGAAAUGUAGCCUUGCUACGCAGUACUGAGUAUUGCCACUACCUACGGCGUAAUAGCUGACUAGUUCCUGCCCUAAUCUUGCGCUGAUAGCAACAAAGAGGUGAUUGUCGAUACAAGGUGUGGUAGGAGCUUGUACAAGCUCCCGAUCAUGCACUUGAUCUGUGAUAGGGAGCCACACUAUUACUCGUUGUCGGAUCCGCAACGGUGACCAAAAAAAAAUAAAGAAAAACGUUUCGUACAGUAGCCCCGUCGCGGACCGGACUCGUAGCCGGACCGUGCCCACUUUUCUUUGCCGCGAAUGAAACGUCCAUCCCGAAUUGCGUAAUUAUAAUCAUGUAGUAUCCUCCUGUCAGGUCGUGGCAAACAUUGUCUCGUCCCACUAUCCCGUCAUUACUGAUGAUCAGUAGAUAUCGUAGCUCUCAUACAUACUCAGACACCUUGCUUGGAUGUCGUCUUCUUGGUCGUGCCCCUGCCGCUUCAUUUUUGGGCGGCGAAGUGGAACCUAGGGGCUUUCUACCACCGAUUCCUUCAUGUACAUAGAACACAGACGUCAGAGUGUGUGUCACUCAGUCCACGCCUUGUGCAAUACCAAAUCCUGAAGUCGGAAUCGGAGACGCUCCCCACCAUGACUUCAUUGAAACGUCACGGUAUCAAUCUGGCAAAUGUGGAUGAGAACCGGACAAUCGCGUACACUUAAAGCUCUUGACACAUCCGUGUCUCAUACGAAUUCACACAUGACCAACCUGUUCUCUCAUGUUAAAAUGUCUUCGGAAAUGAAAGCCAUCGGUGUAGCCCAAUAUGGAGCAGUUGACAACCUCGAAUCAAAGCGGAUCCCCCGCCCAUCGAAACCGACAGGACGACAGAUGCGCGUGCAAACCAAAGCUAUUUCCAUCAAUCCCAUCGACAUCAAAGUACGACAGGGCACUUACGAUGAUGCGCCCGACUAUUACGACCGCGUCCGGGCUUUAACGCAGGAGGACCCCAAAUUCCAUGUCAUCGGUUACGACGGCGCAGGCAUCGUUCUGGAGGUCGGGCCCGACGUAAAGCAUUUCCAGCCCGGCGAGGAGAUUUAUUACCUAGGUAACCCGGUAAUGCAGGGCUGCUACGCCGAGGAGGUACUGGUGGAUGAGCGGCACGCCGGUCACAAGCCGCGCCGCCUUGAUUUCGUGGAGUCGGCUGCCAUGCCGCUGACCUACGGAACGGCCUUUGAAUCACUGGUGGACCGACUGGGUAUCCAGAAGGGCGAGCGUGCGGGUAUCUUGAUCAUCAAUGGGGGCGGCGGUCUAGGCUCCAUUGCCUCGCAGAUCGCUCGGCACUACCUGAACCUUCCGGUAGUCAUCACCACGGCCUCGCGCCCAGAGACAAAGGCUUUCUCGCAGGAUAUGGGUGCCACACACGUGGUUAACCACCGCGAAGAUAUCGUGAAGCAGAUACGUGAUCUUCAGCUCCCGCCGAUGUGCCACUCAAGUACGCCUACAUCACGUCGCGAACGGAGCAGUACAUCAAGCCCAUUGCGGAAGUUUUGGCUCCCUUUGGCAAGGUUUGCAGCAUCGUGCAGGCCAAGUUCGACAUGUACGGGUCGCAGUUCAUGA
Messenger RNA from Periconia digitata, 2047 nucleotides. The record is from the annotation of a GenBank genome assembly. Lineage: Eukaryota; Fungi; Ascomycota; Dothideomycetes; Pleosporales; Periconiaceae.